Molecule: messenger RNA, 2040 nt
Organism: Dicentrarchus labrax (European seabass)
Lineage: Eukaryota; Metazoa; Chordata; Actinopteri; Moronidae
Product: bile salt-activated lipase-like
Exons: 12
Coding region: 90-1760 (556 amino acids)
Biological process (GO): chemical synaptic transmission; neuron cell-cell adhesion; presynaptic membrane assembly
Cellular component (GO): synapse; postsynaptic specialization membrane; cell surface
Molecular function (GO): signaling receptor activity; neurexin family protein binding; sterol ester esterase activity
Source: RefSeq, a predicted model, not a curated record
AGAGUAUAAAGAGCAGGUGUUCAGACAGCGAGGCAGAGCAACUGCAGAGUGGCUGCACACAGACAGACAGGUGGACAGACAGACAGGUGAUGAUGCUGGUAUUGGUAGUUCUGUUCGGCGUCUGGCUGAACUCAGCCUCAGCUGCAAAGCUGGGCGUGGUGCAGACGGAGGGGGGGCAGGUGGAGGGGAAGAGUCACAGGAUGGGGCUGUUCAGGACCGUUGACGUCUUUAAAGGAAUCCCCUUUGCUGACGUCCCCGGAAAGUGGGAGAAACCAAAACCUCAUCCCGGAUGGAGCGGAAUCCUGAAGGCGAUUAAAUAUCGGGAUCGCUGCCUGCAGGUGACGCUGCUGCAGACAAAAACCCAGGGCAGCGAGGACUGUCUGUACCUGAACAUCUUCGUUCCACAGGGACGGAAAUUGUCCUCCAACCUGCCGGUGAUGGUGUACCUGUUCGGAGGAGCCUUCCUGUUGGGGGCGUCCAACGACGUGGCGAUCCUCGGAGACUCUCUGUACGACGGGAAGGAGAUGGCCGAAAGAGGCAACGUCAUCAUCGUCACGGUGAACUACAGAGUCGGGACGCUGGGAUUCCUGAGCUCCGGAGACGCCCGACUGCCAGGUAACUACGGCCUGUGGGAUCAGCAUGCUGCCAUCUCCUGGGUCCGCAGGAACAUCGAGGCGUUCGGAGGAAACCCAGACAACAUCACCAUCUUCGGCCAAUCAGCUGGAGCCGCCAGCGUCAGCUUCCAGAUGCUGUCUCCCUACAGUAAGGGCUUGUUCCGCAGGGCAAUCUCACAGUGUGGUGUGGCCCUCAGUCCCUGGGCCCUGCAGAACAACCCGAUGGCUCUCACCAAGAAGGUUGCUCGGAGAGUCGGCUGCUGGAGAACCAACAUAGACUUGAUGAUAACGUGUCUGAAGAUGAGCGACCCCGUCGGUCUCACCAUGGCUGGAAAAAUCGACGUGCUGCUUAUUCUGGGAAAAGGUGUGGUCAUGGAUCUCCUUGAAUUCUCUCCAGUGGUCGAUGGGGAUUUUAUCCCUGAUGAGCCAAGUAAGUUGUUUCACAAUGCGGCUCAGUUUGAUUACCUGGCUGGAGUGAACAGCAUGGAUGGACAUUUCUUCGCUGGAGUUGAUGUUCCUAAUAUCAACCAAAAAAAUGCAACCACUGUGGCGCAGGUGAGGGGUCUGCUGGCUGGUCUGACGAAGGAAAAGGGGAACGCCGCCAUCGACUCGGCCUACAGCACCUACACAUCUCACUGGGGUUCGGCUCCUGAGCAGGCGGUGGUAAAGAAGACGGUGGCCGACAUUGAGACUGACUUCCUGUUCCUGGUUCCCACUCAGAUUGCCCUCCAGCUCCACGCCAACAACUCUAGUGGAGCCCAUACCUACUCCUACCUGUUCAACAUGAAGACUCGUAUCCCAGGAUUCCCUCACUGGGUGGAGGCGGAGCACGCUGAGGACCUGCAGUACGUGUUCGGUAAACCCUUUGCUACCCCGCUGGUCUACUUCCCCCGACACAGAGACCUGUCCGGGUACAUGAUCGCAUACUGGACCAACUUCGCCAAGACCGGUGAUCCCAGUAAAGGCGACAGCAGAGUCCCAGUUCCCUGGCCCGCCUUCACCAAAUACCACCAUCCCUACCUGACUAUUAACCACAAGAUCACCAAGUCCUCCGUCAGCUACGACCUGAGAUCAGACUACGUAACUUACUGGACCAAAACCUACAGCAGCCUGCCAACAAUCAAGAGGGAAGAAGAGGAGGAAUAAGAUGGAGGGAUGAAGAGAGGAGCUGUCUGUUUAAACAGCAAAAGACAGUCUAAUUGAACCUGUUGAGAAGCUCCGUUCACAUUGCUGCUGCUUUUUAUUCUGAACGUUUCUUCCCCUCAGUAGUAAUUUUAUAUAAUAAUAAUAUAUUCAAACAUGUAAGCUGCAUUAUUAACAGUAUUAAGAGAACGGAUGGUGAGACAUAAAGAAAUAAAACAUCAGUAAGGAAUUAAUGAGCAUAUUAGCAUUAAUCUGACCUGUGUAAUAAAGGAAGCUGAACUCA